AUGAUGUUGAUGCAUACAAUAAUAGUCCUGCUUGGGAUGUGGACUUUGGCACAUGCAGAUCUUAGUAACCUAGCAAAGAACAGAGGCAUAAAGGCGCCUAGUGGAAGGGAAGCUGAUGUACCUGACAACUUCGUUGGGUGCUUAGCAAGAGAAGGCCGUUACCAAGUAGCAGGAGUCCCUGGUAAACCAGAUGAAAUUAAUGAAUGUAUAUACUAUAAAUGUGUGGGUAAUGAAUGGAAACCACAAGUAUGUCCGGACAAGUUGGGCAUAUUAGAGAGCCAGUUUGAUAAAGCUGGCAGAACAAAUAGCUUUCCAUGUACGAAGCCAAAAAAUGGAUGUUUAUCAACUCUAUCAGAAAGAGGAGUAGCCGAAACUGCAACAACUGUCUGUGGAGUCGACUUGGUCACUGUAAUAGAUGUUUCCUGUAGUAUUGCUAGUGAAGACAAAGCAAAAAUUAAAACUUUCUUAAAGAAAUUUGUUUCCAACUUUCCGAUUGGACCAGCAUUCACCCAAAUUGCAGGCUCUGUAUAUGGCAGUAUUGUCAAAGACUUUCUCUACUUCAACACCUACAAUAGUGCGAGGAUGGUACGAAAGGCAAUUGAUGAAAUGCCACUUGAUGCUAAACCAUGUGCUACCCACACAUUUGAAGCUCUUCGUCAGGCAAGAGAGGUUCAUUUGACUGAAGAAAAGGGAAGACGUGAUAAAGGCGCAGAUAAGCGUGAUUGUUGUGUAAUGUUGAUGACUGAUGGAUACACACAUCCCCAAAACAAGAAACAUGAGACUAUUCGAGAAGCAGCUAACAUACGCAAAAUAUGUGCUUUAAUUCUGGUUACUUUGCCAAAUAGUCCAGAGGAAGAAAAGAAAAUGCCUGAGCAACAAAGAAAGAAAUUGCGUGAAGAGGAAUUUGCAAAGAUACAACCUGAUGGAGACAUGAGGCUUGACCUUCAGUCAUUUGAUGAACUGGAAGAAAACAUCAACAACAUUGCAAGAAAGACGUGUCAGCCUGUUAAUCGAAUUGAAAAGAAUACGGUCUAACCUCAACCUUUCUUGCAAUUAACUGUAUUUUCAAGUCAAGUUCCCUCUUUGAAUAGCAAUAAACACAAGUGCAUUAA
This is a messenger RNA of Owenia fusiformis, 1112 nucleotides long. The record is from the annotation of a GenBank genome assembly. Lineage: Eukaryota; Metazoa; Annelida; Polychaeta; Sabellida; Oweniidae.